Molecule: messenger RNA, 1791 nt
Organism: Striga asiatica
Lineage: Eukaryota; Viridiplantae; Streptophyta; Magnoliopsida; Lamiales; Orobanchaceae
Source: the annotation of a GenBank genome assembly
CACAAAAGUAAAAAUCCCCAUUCCACGCCAUUGUCACAGAAAGAAAAAUCCCCACUGUUACUUCAUCUUUUUAAGACAUGGACGCCCAGCAACAGCAGCGAGCCGGGGCACCACAGCCACCGGCGGCCGGAGGCGGUGAUUACUCCGCCAUUUUCACCGUUCUAUGUUCCUUUAUCGCUAUUGCAGCAAUGGUUAUAGUUCCUUCAGCCUCAAAUUUAAAGCAGAGUUUGUCUAUUUUGCAUCAAGUCCCUGAAGGUCAUGUUGGGGUCUAUUGGAGGGGAGGUGCCCUCUUGAAUUCAAUCACUGAUCCAGGUUUCCAUUUGAAAUUGCCUUUGAUAACCAACUUUGAGCCUAUUCAAGUGACUUUGCAGACAGAUUUGGUGAGAGACAUCCCUUGUGGAACAAAAGGAGGUGUAAUGAUUAGCUUUGAGAAAAUAGAAGUUGUUAAUCGCCUUCGCAAGGACUAUGUGUACGACACAUUACUCAACUACGGCGUUCAGUAUGACCACACGUGGAUAUAUGACAAAAUCCAUCACGAGAUUAAUCAGUUCUGUAGUGCUCAUUCCCUUCAACAAGUUUACAUUGAUAUGUUCGAUCAGAUUGAUGAUAAAAUGAAAGAUGCCCUUCAGGCAGACUGCACACGUUAUGCUCCUGGUAUUGAAAUUAUAAGUGUGCGUGUGACGAAGCCUAAAAUUCCUGAUAGUAUAAGGCGGAAUUUUGAGCAGAUGGAAGAAGAGCGCACCAAGGUAUUGAUUGCCAUGGAGAAACAGAGAGUUUCUGAGAAGGAAGCUGAGACUCAAAAAAAAAUUGCUGUUAGUGAGGCUGAAAAGAAUGCUCAUGUUAGUAAGAUUCAGAUGGAACAAAAGCUAAUGGAGAAAGACAGUUUGAGGAGGCAGGAAGAAAUUUCUAAUGCGAUGUACUUGGCUCGUGAAAAGAGUUUGGCUGACGCCAACUAUUACCGCACUAUCAAAGAAGCCGAAGCAAACAAGUUGAAGCUUACUCCUCAAUAUUUGGAACUCAAAUUCAUUGAAGCUAUUGCCAACAAUACCAAAAUAUAUUUCGGCAACAAGGUACCCAACAUGGUUCUCAAUCAAAGGCUUCUGGGUAACUUCUUACAAGAAGAUGUCAGAGAGGAGAAAUCAGAAAUGUAAAAUGCCUAUUAUACUUAGUAAGAACCCAGUGACUUGCCCUUAGCCCGAAAACCGAUGGCCCUUUGCAUUUUGUGUCUGGUUAGUGGUUACUAGUUAGACUGCAUAUGGUGCCUGUUUCUUUAUCAUGUUGAAAAUUUUUUCACUCUACUUUCAGUAUGUAUUCUUCUGACCAAGAAGUCAGCAAUCUCUUGAUCAUUCAUAUGGACUUCGUCUAAUUAUAUCUACAUAAACUUACUACUUAUUAGUGCUGUUAACAGAAAACUAAUAUGCUUUCAGAAUAAAAUAAUAUAAUUUUCUAUCAAAAGCUGUUGUACAACCAGGUUAAGUCAUCUAGCAUACUUUUCAAGUGGAGGAGAUUGUGCCUCAUGUGAUGCGAGACCAUUCCGCAAUGAGAUGAGUGCGAGGCGGAAACAUUUAUAUUAUAUUUACAGAAGCAUGUUUCAGCAAGCGACAACUGCACAAAUUUGUAUGGACAAGAAAGAAAUAGAACGUGAUGGUAGGUGAUUAUUUCAGAUCUUAUCUAAAAUGUAUUUGCUAUAUAUCACAUCCAUAAAAAUUGGAAGUUCAAAUAUUAGCUUAAAGAUUGUAUGAUGUUGAAUUAAGCAAAUAUUAGCUUAAUGAUUGUAUGAUGUUGAAUUUA